This is a messenger RNA of Oncorhynchus tshawytscha (Chinook salmon), 4350 nucleotides long. It is a transcript of the gene dhx36, whose product is annotated as DEAH (Asp-Glu-Ala-His) box polypeptide 36. The transcript has 24 exons. Gene Ontology annotation, molecular function: DNA helicase activity; G-quadruplex RNA binding; ATP binding. The record is from RefSeq and is a predicted model, not a curated record. Gene Ontology annotation, cellular component: intracellular anatomical structure; cytoplasm; nucleus. Lineage: Eukaryota; Metazoa; Chordata; Actinopteri; Salmoniformes; Salmonidae. The coding region runs from base 380 to 3688 and encodes 1102 amino acids.
UAUUUCAUUGUUGUGUAAACUAUGCGACAGGAUAUAUAUCUAUACACAAGACUCACAUCCUUGCAAAAAAAAAUACUGAUUUUCUCUUGAUAUCAGCGGAAAUGCAAUUUAUUUAUUUCACAUUCAACUACUUAGGUAUUUCGAACUUCAUCUGAAAUAUGUACACGCUUCGAGAUAUACAAUUAUUAAUUUAGCACAUCUACUUGAUCCACUGGCCGGCUAACGUUUACUAGCUAACGUUAGCUAGCAAAUCCCAAGGCAAAGGUUUCGAAUAGUGCAGCAAGUUUAGCUAGCUGGCUAGUCCCAAUUUGUAAGUCUACAGACGGUGUCUUGCACUGCUAUCUUGCCAUAGCUGUGUUUCUGUGGUUUUGAAGGCGUUAUGAGUUAUGGAGGUUAUGGGGGCAGAGGCGGCCGACGAGGUGGCCGAAGAGGAGGUCGAGGAUUCGGGCGGGAUGGGAGCCGGGAGAGGUGGGACCGCCUAGCUGGGUCGAGUGGUGGUGGACACCCGCGGAGCACCGAAACGGAGUCGAGGGAGGACCGGGGAGAACGAGGAGGGAGAGGUGGGGGACCAAACCGUCCACCCCCGCAUCUAAAGGGACGGGAGAUCGGACUGUGGUACGCCAAAUGGGGAGGCUUGAAGAGGAAAGAAAAUGAGAGAAAAUCGCGGGCAGUGGUUCAGAUGGAUGAGUCCAGGGAACAGCAUAUCACUAAUCUGCUGAACACUGUCCAGAGAGGACCGACAUGCCCAGCUAGGGAGGCCCACCCCUCCACAUCUGAGCACUGGCGUUCAACCCCGUCAGCACCGGACAGAGGCGGCCACUGUUACUUUGAUGGUGAUGAGCCCUCUCAGGAUGUCCUGAAAAUUGAUCUCAAACAAGAGAAGAAGAAGGAGGAUGAGGAGAGGCCAGUACAGAACACUCCACUCACAUCACAACGUUACUUCCCACAGGAUGUCCUUCAAGCUGAACCCCAAGAAGAGAGGGAGGAGAAGGAGAGGAGAGGGAAGGAUAAAGACCUGGAGUACUUGUUUCAGGAGGUGGUCAGGGAGAAUGCCCUGGACCAGCAGUUAAAGAGAGAUCUAGAGAGGAAGAAGGCAGACUCUAAAUACCUAGACAUGCUGAAAUUCAGGGAAAAGCUUCCAUCCUUUGGAAAAAAAGAGGAGUUGGUGGAGUUGAUCAGGUCCAGCCAGGUGCUGGUGGUCAGUGGAGAGACGGGGUGUGGUAAGACCACCCAGGUGACCCAGUUUAUCCUGGAUGACUACAUAGAGAGGGGCAUGGGUUCAGUCUGCCGGGUGGUCUGCACCCAGCCACGUCGCAUCAGUGCCAUAUCUGUAGCGGAGCGGGUGGCUGCGGAGAGGGCUGAGAGUGUAGGGGACGGGAACUCAUGUGGUUAUCAGAUCCGCCUGCAGAGUCGGUUACCACGGAAACAGGGCUCAGUGCUGUAUUGUACAACGGGUAUUAUUCUACAGUGGCUUCGCUCUUCCCCUCUGUUGUCCACCAUCAGCCACCUGGUUUUGGAUGAAAUUCAUGAGAGGAACCUUCACUCUGAUGUUCUACUCAUCAUUGUUAAAGACCUGCUCCGAGUCCGACAGGACCUCAAGGUCAUCCUCAUGAGUGCCACGCUCAACGCUGAGAAGUUCUCCAAAUACUUUAAUAACUGUCCUAUGAUCCACAUCCCGGGGAUGACCUUCCCAGUGCAAGAGUUCCUACUGGAGGAUGUGUUGGAGAUGAUUAGGUACCGUCCCCAGAAGAAGGAGCAGAGGCCCAGGUGGAAGAGAGGUUUCAUGCAGGGUCAGAACUCCAGACCAGAGAAGGACCAGAAAGAGGCAGAGUACAAGGAGAGCUGGCCCUGCUACGCCCGCACACUACGAGACAAGUACUCUGACAGAACCAUAGAUGUGUUGGAGAUGAUGGACGAUGAUGAUAAGAUUGACCUUGAGCUCAUCGUGCAGCUGAUCAGACAUAUCGUGCUAAGCCAGGAAGAAGGAGCCAUCUUGGUGUUCCUGCCAGGUUGGGACAACAUCAGUGGCCUCAAUGACCUCCUCAUGGCUCAGCAGAUGUUCAAAUCAGAUCGGUUUGUGAUCAUUCCUCUGCACUCCCUGAUGCCUACUGUCACCCAGACCUCGGUGUUCAAAAGGCCCCCUCCAGGAGUCAGGAAAAUUGUCAUUGCCACCAAUAUCGCUGAGACCAGUAUUACCAUAGAUGAUGUGGUGUUUGUGAUAGAUGGGGGAAAGAUUAAGGAGACUCACUUUGACACUCAGAACAACAUCAGCACUAUGACUGCAGAGUGGGUCAGCCUGGCCAAUGCCAAACAGAGAAGAGGACGCGCUGGCAGGGUGUGUCCAGGGAAAUGUUAUCACCUGUAUAAUGGCCUGAGGGCCAGUCUUCUGGAUGCCUACCAGCUACCUGAGAUCAUGCGCACACCACUGGAGGAACUGUGUCUGCAGAUCAAGAUCCUCAAGCUGGGUCCAAUAGCAGAGUUCCUGAGGAAAGCUCUGGACCCUCCCACAGAGGAGGCUGUCACUCUGGCCAUCACACACCUGAUGGACCUCAAUGCUCUGGACCGCUCAGAGGCUCUGACCCCGUUAGGAUUCCACCUGGCCAGGCUGCCUGUAGAGCCUCACAUCGGGAAGCUGAUCCUGUUUGGAGCUCUGCUGGGCUGUCUGGACCCUGUCCUCACUAUCGCUGCCUCUCUCAGCUUCAAGGACCCCUUCUUCAUACCAAUGGUGAUCAUACACGUGAUCGUAGGCGCACACACUCACAUACAUUUUAGGUACUCACAUCUCUCUCUCUCUCAGGGUAAGGAGAAGAUGGCAGACUUUAGGAGAAGAACUCUGUCCAGAGACUCAAAGAGUGACCACCUCACCAUCAUCUAUGCCUUCACAGGCUGGGAGGAAGCUAAGCGACGCGGCUACAAGUUUGAACGAGAGUUCUGCUGGGACAACUUCCUGUCAGCCAAUACACUCCAGAUGCUGCACAACAUGAAGGGUCAGUUUGCCGAGCACCUGCUGGGGGCUGGCUUCACCAGCAGCAAGAACCCAAAAGACCCUGAAUCUAACACUAACUCAGAUAAUGAGAAGCUGAUCAAGGCAGUGAUAGUGGCAGGUCUCUACCCCAAAGUGGCCAUGAUCAAACCCAGCGGAAGCAAGAAGAGACCGGUGAGGGUGUAUACUAAAACUGAUGGGAAGGUGUGUAUUCACCCCAAGUCAGUGAAUGCUGAGGAGACCCAGUUUAACUACACAUGGCUCAUCUAUCACCUCAAGAUGAGGACCAGCAGUAUCUUCCUUUACGACUGUACGGAGGUGUCUCCAUUCUCCCUGCUGUUCUUUGGAGGUGACGUCACCAUACAGAUGGAUCAGGACCAGGAGACCAUCGCCGUGGACGACUGGAUCGUCUUCCAGUCCCCCGCACGCAUCGCUCACCUCGUCAAGAAUCUGAAGAAGGAGCUGGACUCUCUAUUGGAAGAGAAGAUCCGAAGCCCCGCCCCUGUGGACUGGAGCAACCGCCAAUCCAAAGACUGUGCCGUCAUCACAGCCAUCAUAGACCUCAUCACCACCCAGGAGAGGCCCAACGUUAACGCGAGGAACACUGAGCCUAGAGGACGCGGCCAGUAUCACAACAACGAUGAUGGUGACGAGUACGAGAACUGCUGCAUCUCUUCUCAACCCAGAGAAAAGCUCAGGCCAUAGAGAUGGAAAGAGGUCUCCACUUUGUAUCUGUGCCAUAAUGGCGCUGCCCAUGCUAUCUCCGUUUGAAUUAAGUGUCAAGCUAAUGUUGGUGAUUUACCUCCACUUGCAGAGCUGGAGUCUUAAACUAUAUAUUGUGUUAUUUUGGCGAUGAAGCUUAACGCCAUUUACCAACUAGGCAAACCAAUUUGAAGACCAUGGUCUGGUCAUUGGCUGAUCAUUCCCAUAGGAAUCCCCCACCCAGUUGACUACUUUUAAAUGGUGGAAGCCCCUCAAUGUCCAUGCUAAAUUGUUUCCAAGUAGAGAUCUCUAUACAUCUCAAUGUCUUAGGCACAUUUUCUAUUGGAUAUGAGUCCAGUCAGGAUGGUAUGUGAAGAAAGAGUCCCCGAACACCAACUAUUUGAAUUUAAUUCUAUAAUAAGCCUACUGGAAAAGGCUGAGCAUGUAUUUUUGCAUUUGUUAAAAACAAUUAUGUGAAACUAAGUUGUAUGGAAUGCUGUUUUGUUGAUAUUGCUUGACAUUCUCAUGUUGUCAAAUGGCCCAUUUGGCUGAUGAAUGGUUAACUUGCCAUUGUUUUUCUUUUCAGUUCUUGUUCAAAUAUUUGAAUCUUCUCCCUGAAGCUGAAUCAAUAAAGCUGCCCUUAUUGCAGUGUGAAGUGGGAGAGA